UACACUUUUGUCGUCUCGAAACAAAAGUUUCAUUCAAAAAGGGCAGAGAGUAUUUUGUCGAGGGAUUUCUUUGAAAGGCGUCCAUACCAAGUUGGGGGAGGACUAGGAUGGCAGGGAAGGGCAUCACUUCCCCACUGGAGGAUCUAGAAGAAACCUCGACGAUGACGAUUGACCCAGCUGUGAGUAAGGAACAAAAGGUCCUGGAGGUGUUCUUCAAGCAUCUGGGAGGUUUGGACUUUGAUGCAGCGAAAGUACACUUUGACCGAGAAAAGGAGAGCUUGCGUACAUCCGGUCCAGGCAAUGUUUGGUCCAAGCUGAUAGCCGAGCUGUCACGACUCGGUGCCACGGAGAAACAGUAUCAUCAGCUAGAGUUCUUGAAGGAAACUAGCUGGUUUACACGCCGAGAGGGAUUGAAAGAUUCUUACACAACGCUGUUGACGGAGAUAGGCAAACUUGGUGAGAUCUACGGUGCGCAGAAAGGUGGAACUGCACCUGGCUGGGAGAGGAAAAUGGCCAGUCUUUGCUCGGUUCUAGGUGUGUAUGUGAAGGCUCGGAGAGAUCUUCUCGAGGUCUACAUUGACUUGCAGACACACAGCAGCGACAUCACCACCAUCGAAGCAAAGGCCGUGCAGAUUCUGCCAAAGGUUAACAUCUCCUCCACAGGACUGCUGGAUCCCGUCAAGGACAAUUUGAUUCGUGAAGUGCAGGUUCUCUCCUGUCUGCUUCAGGGCUCGGUACAGAUCUCGACAUUCCAGUACCUACCAGCUCUGUUCUCUCUACGCAACUGCAAAGAGAAGCUCAAAGAGUGGCAUGGCUUUCCACAAGAAGAUAAGGGAUGGACGAAGAGGUCACCACGCACCGGCUUCUCCCUGGCUUCUAAAGCGCCGCAGCUACCCGCGCUCUAUCACUGGAUAUGCAAGUUCUACCACACACUGCUCUCCAAGUUCUCGUUCUAUUUCUACAAGACGCUGUCCGAGCAAAGUUCCUCUGAGAUGAAGAAUGCCAUGGCCAAGGCUGAUCUUGAUGUGGUGGCCAAGCUGGGUAGUGUUCGGCGUCGUUCAGACUUGCUCGUCCUUGCCCUGGUCUAUGAUAGCCGUAACGCCGUACCACCCUACUCUGGACAUGGCUAUAAGUUACCUAUGAACAUCAGUGAGCCGCCCGUUGGUCUAGCUUCCUACCCAGCUGUUCUGGCUUUCCCAGCGGAUUACCCAAAGGCACUGUGGCCAGCAGUGGUGAGCCUAAUACAGGAACACCACGGGCGAUUGUCGGGAAAGGAGCCGCAGCUGGUCAAGUUUUUCGACCCAUCACAAACCGGCCGGUUCUACCUCCUGGGCAAGAUUGACGCUCGCUUCUACCUUGUUGCCGUGUUUGCGGGCCGUAAAGCGGAGAAGGACUCCUCCGUCAACGCCACCCUCACCGAAGUACUGAACUACACGCGGCUGACGGAGCUUUUCGGCUUGAUGAAGGCCAGCUGAGCUACUCCAUCACAGCGAAGGCACCUGCUACUCAGCCGUGCUUCAGCUAACGUUACACCCCAGUGGCAGCCGCUUGUCGUUACAUCUUGAUGUCAGCUCCUGAGUCGGGCUAGUAUGCGUGCGUACUCAUCGUUUGUGAUUGUUCUGUUGUACAUAGUACUUCGGCAGCCAUCAUGUAGUGAGUGAACAUUUCACACUGCCAGUGAACGUCUUGAAACUGCCACGGACUCUGCUACGCAUUGAAGGUGAUCAACAACUGUACGAUAGCUG
Sycon ciliatum is the source of this 1745-nucleotide messenger RNA. RefSeq names its product KICSTOR subunit 2-like. Gene Ontology annotation, biological process: cellular response to amino acid starvation; protein localization to lysosome; cellular response to glucose starvation. Lineage: Eukaryota; Metazoa; Porifera; Calcarea; Leucosolenida; Sycettidae. The transcript has 12 exons. The coding region runs from base 108 to 1475 and encodes 455 amino acids. Gene Ontology annotation, cellular component: KICSTOR complex. The record is from RefSeq and is a predicted model, not a curated record.